AUGUUGUCACGUCCAAAGAUCAAGUCCAAUAGCGGUACAGGGCUGUUGAACGCUAUAAUAAAUAGUUUACCAGUUGAAUUACAUCUGCCGGGUUAUCAGUACUGCGGACCGGGAACUAACUUAGAGAGAAGACUUGCUCUCGGACAGACCGGAAUAAACGGUCUAGAUUCGGCGUGCAGAGAUCACGAUAUCGCGUACGAUAAAAGUAAUUCUUUAACUGCACGCAGUGCGGCCGACAGUAUAUUGGAAGAACGUGCUUGGAACAGAGUGCGCGCGAAAGACGCUGAUUACAAAGAAAAGGCCGCCGCGUGGCUUGUAACUACUGGUAUGAAGGCUAAACGUAAAAUCGGCAGCGGAUGCGGGUUCGGCAAUAUUGUUGGCGUAUGUAAGAAAGCGUUAAAAAAAUCGAUCGAAACGUGUCCGGUGACACAGAAUAUGGGAAAAUUAAUUAAAUCGACGGUGUGCGUAGCGCGAAAACACGUGAAAGCAAGCAGGGGCCCUCAAACGAAAAAAAAAAAAAAAAAAAAUAAACUGCCUCGUGUGAUCAAAGUCCCUAAAACUGGUGGUUCGUUAGCGCUAAUCCCUAUAUUAGCGGGACUUUCGGCUUUGGGCACGCUGGCCGGCGGGGUGUCUAACAUAGUUAAGACGAUACGUAGUAUUAGGUCAAACGGCGGAUCGCCUAUACAAUUAGGUAAAGGCGUGUAUCUAAAUCCGCAUAAAAGCGGGAGCUCGUACACUAUUAUUCGGAAAUCUGGUGCUAAACGCAUGAAAAAGACUGUGACAAGAAAGAAGAAGAAAAUAUCAUUGAAAAAAAUAAAAAAUAAAAAAUCACCGUCAAGAACGCACAAAUCGGGGAAAUCGAAAACUAAUAGAAAAUCGUCGAUAUCAAAAAACUAAUUUUACCCAACCGCGCUCUUUAUGAUUUUGAAAUUGUAAAAUACGCUAAAUUUAAGAAAAUACGUCAUUUCAGAGGUGUAUAUUGCAUAGACAGGUUGCCCGCUGCCGGACCUAUACGCAUGGAAUGUGCGGUCGUUAACCUUGACUUUGAAAAAAAUAAAGGCACGCAUUGGGUAUGUUAUAAAAAAAUCGGAAAAACAGUUUUUUAUUACGAUAGUUACGGUAAUCUCCGUCCACCGCCGCAAUUAGUGAAAUAUUUUAAAGGCUGUGUUAUCGAAUAUAAUUAUGAACGACAACAAGCAUACAAUACUUUCAACUGUGGACAUUUAUGUUUGAAAUUUUUAACCGAAAAACAAUAAUAUUACAUUAUUGCAUUAUCAUUAUUAUUUUAUAAUAUUAUUAUUAAAAUAUAAAAUAAUAUUAUCGUCGUCGUCGUCGUCGUCAUCAUCGUCAACAUCAUGCCGUCUCAAACACUAUCGCUGAGUGGAAACAGCUCCGAGUUAGAAUGUCAUUUUUUUCCGCCCAUAGAAGUGGGAGAUAAAUCGGAAAUCGGGCUUCUAAGUAUGCAGACAUACAAUUCCAUUCCUAACGUCGAAACUGGAUGUGAUACUCUACAUGUUAUCCACAGCAACCAUCCGCUGCCCACUAAAAUUAAAAUACCUACUGGAUGCUAUGAAAUAAUUGUUUUGGAAACCAAAAUACGCGAACUUCUGAAGGACAUAGGGGUGAAUUUUUUUAAUUUGUCAACUAAUAGCAGCACAUUGAAAUGUACCAUGCAUUGUAAUAGUGAUAUCGAUUUGAACGUCGAAGAUAGCAUUGCGCCGUUAUUGGGUUUCGAUAAACGUAUUUUACCCCGA
Rhopalosiphum padi (bird cherry-oat aphid) is the source of this 1754-nucleotide messenger RNA. RefSeq lists its product as uncharacterized. Gene Ontology annotation, molecular function: A2-type glycerophospholipase activity; structural molecule activity. NCBI's taxonomy places the organism in Eukaryota, Metazoa, Arthropoda, Insecta, Hemiptera, Aphididae. The record is from RefSeq and is a predicted model, not a curated record. Bases 1 to 897 code for a protein of 298 amino acids. The transcript has a single exon. Gene Ontology annotation, biological process: arachidonate secretion; phospholipid metabolic process.